This is a messenger RNA of Mytilus trossulus (common blue mussel), 5728 nucleotides long. RefSeq lists its product as uncharacterized. Gene Ontology annotation, biological process: signal transduction. The record is from RefSeq and is a predicted model, not a curated record. NCBI's taxonomy places the organism in Eukaryota, Metazoa, Mollusca, Bivalvia, Mytilida, Mytilidae. The coding region runs from base 190 to 3987 and encodes 1265 amino acids. The transcript is spliced from 21 exons. Gene Ontology annotation, molecular function: protein binding.
GUUUGUUUCAUGAAGCAAAAAUUAAGCGCUGAAUUGACGUCGAUCUUGUUUGUUUUCCUAAUCGACCGACAAGUAGGACCACAUCAACGAUUUGGUUACUUAGUUUACAGAUGUACAUAACUUGGUGCAAUGCUUAGGUACAUCUGUAUACAAAAGAUAAAUGAAGGCUUGUAGAAGAAGAGCAGUGUCAUGAAGUUCCAUUCUACUCAUGGCACAUCAGUAACUCUGUCCGGGAAUAAAACACAAGCAAACCGAGCUGAGGGCAUAUUUUGUAAUGGAAUGACCUUUGGUGACCAACAGGUCAAAGUCAAUCAGAAAGUAUGUGUUGAAUUAUCAACCUCAACAUCAUGGAGUGGUGCUUUAGGUAUUGGACUAACCACAAAUAACCCAUCUAAAAUAAACCAAUCAGAAUUGCCUAGGUUUGCUUUUCGUAAUUUAGUAGAGAAAGAUGGUUACUGGAUAAGAGCUGUUGCAGAAAAAUGGAUCAAGGAAAAGUCAAAGUUAAUUGUAUAUCUAAGUUCUGCAGGAGCCCUUCAGCUAUUUAUAGAUGGGGAUUACAAAGGAGCAUGGGUAACCAACAUCCCAACAGACAAACAGCUGUGGCUUGUUGUGGAUAUCUAUGGGAAUACAACCGGAGCCAAGCUUGUCAAACCAGAUGAUGCACCAAAAGAAAUUCUUGCCAGAGGACCAGAUGCUGUUAUGGCCUAUGAAGAGGCCUGUACCUCAGGGACCAAAGUUAUCUACCGUAGUAGGCUUAUGUUGGUUGGCCAAGACAGAGUUGGCAAAACAAGUCUUAAAAAAUCCUUAAUUGGCCUAGAACACAAUGCCAAAGAAGAGGCUACAGAUGGCAUAGAUCUAUCAUUUUCUUGCUCCUUUAAUCUGUCACAAAAGUCAGAAUGGAAAUCAGCAAUCUCUGGUAACCAGAUCAACCAAGAGCUGUGUAACAGGAACCAGUCAGAUAGUAUAGGAGAAUAUGAUUCUAUAGAAGAAGAAUAUAACCAUGGAUUAGCUGAAAAUAUCAUGAAAGAAAUGGUCAAACAGAAAACAACCGUCAGAGCUAAAGUAUCUAGUCGAGACAGUUUAAGAAUUUUAUCUCUUGGUAGAAAAAAUGAUAAAGAAAAACAAAAUAUUAAGAACACACCCUCAUCAAAUAGUGAUCAUCCUAUCUUAAAUGAGACAAUAAACGAUGUUCCAGAAAGAGUGAUAGAACUUCUUCAGGAAAUGUUAGACCAACAGGAAAAUGGGAAAAAUCAGAAAUAUGGCAAAGAUUCUAAAGUAGGAACACCUGAAGAACCUGUUGCUAAGAAGGAAGCAAUACAAAAAGUGACCUUGAAUAUUUGGGACUUUGCAGGUCAAAGUGCCUAUUACACAGCACAUCAGGUUUUCUUGACCUUUAGAGCUGUUUACAUAAUUGUGUUCAAUCUGUGCCUUGAUUUAAAUGAUGCUAGCAGUCUGUCACAGGGUGAUACUGAUAUGAAUACUUUAGACUAUAUGGACUAUUGGUUGAAGACUAUUCAUGCUCAAAUCUCUGACAACACCAGAUCUCAGGUGGAUAAUACAAGAUUAUCUCCCCCUGUAUUUAUUGUAGGAACUCACAGAAAUAGUCUGGCUUCAGAUUGGGAAAUACAAGAAAUGAUGGUUGAGGAGAAGUUUAGUGUGAUACAAGAGUUUUUGGCAGACAAACCUUAUACUCAGCAUAUAAUUACACCAUUCAUUGCUGUAGAAAAUAAUAUAGACACUGGGGUUGAUGAUCAGAUUGAUUUCCUGAAACAAAAAAUACAAGAAGUAGCUGGUGAGGAAUCUUAUAUGGGAGAAACAAUACCACUAAAAUGGCUGAAGUUUGAACAGGAAGUGGUAAAACUGGUAGAACAAGGAACCAGUUAUGCAUCUUUUGACCAGGUUAUGGAAGUAGCUAGUACCAUUGGAAUAAUUACAAAAAAAGAGUUCGAAACCAUGUUGGAAUUUUUUCAUGAUUUGGGCGUGAUUCUUUAUUACGGUGGAUCUGGGUCAUUAGACAGUUUGUUGUGCAAUACCAUAAUUCUAAAACCACAAUGGCUGGUGGAUAUGUUCAAAAGAAUUGUCACGGCAAAGUCUCCUAAUGAUAAGUGGAGUUUAUCAAAGGACAAAUGGAAGAUGUUAAAUGAGAAAGGCAAACUAGAUGAAUCUUUGAUUGACAGCCUAUGGAAGGAUGUUAUUGAUGACAAACCUCUAUUGUUAGGGCUGAUGGAGAAGUUUGACCUCAUUUGUGAAUGUCUAACCAUAGAGUCAGAGGUUGGAUGUACUGGAAAAACAAAGUCCAGAUUAUUCUACAUUCCAUCUAGAUUAGUGAAUGAACCACAAAGUAAUCCUGAUCAAACCUUGUACAAACCUCAUCCAAACCAUGCUGUAUUUUAUUUCAAUUUCAAUAAGUAUCUACCAGAAGGGCUAUACCACAGGAUGAUAACAAGAACCAUUCGCUGGUGCCAAGAUAGCACCGGUAAAGAGCCUCACAGCAUGACCAAAGAUGCUGUCAGAUUUUAUCUUGAUCCAGAACAUGACUUUGUUUUGGAGUUGCUUCCAAGGAAACUUUAUAGUAUUAAGGUGGUACUAAUAAGAGUGACAGACCUGAAUGAACUACCAGAUUCUGAACCAGAAGAGGAAGGAAGUGAAGAAAAAGUAUAUGUACCAAACAUAUCUGUAUGUGCCAAGUUAAGAAACUAUUUAGAAAGUACUUUAUUUGAAUUGAAAGAAAUAUGGAUGAAGAGAAUGAUAUAUUCCACAUGUGUACAGUGUCCGUGUGAUAAAUCAUGUAGUCUCCAUGGAAACCAAAAGUGCCAGGAUGUAAAUUGUUUACAUUUCUUGAAUCUUGAUGAGUGCCUUACAUCAAAGGUUGUAUGCUGUGAUUAUAGAAGAGUAAAAACAAACAACAUACAGAACUUUUACCCUCAACCAUUACCCCUAGGACUACAGGGGAACAUUCUACCUCAAAUAGAUAUUGAAAAAGAAAAUAUAGAAAAAUACAACAAUCAGCUUCCAGUGUGGAUAAAAGGUUCUGCAAAGCUUCUCAGUUCAGGAGAGGAAAACCAGGACUGGAUGGCUUUGUCCAAACUUAUGGGUUAUAAAGAAGAACAAAGAGAUAAUUUAAUGGAUAACAUUAAUCCAGCUUUAGCUCUCCUGGCUGACUGGAUCCAUGCUGGUGGCAAUACAGGUUUAGCAGUAGAUAUGUUGAUAAGUUACCUGGAGAAGUUAGAGAGAGAUGAUGUCAUUGAUGUUAUAAACACUGGAAGAGCUGAUUCCACCCAGGAACCACCACAAGUGUUCAUCAGCUAUCAGUGGGAUAUACAAGAUGAAGUGAGCCUGUUACGUGACAAACUGGAGAAGUCUGGAUUCUCAUGUUGGAUGGAUAUUGGUCAGAUGGGGGGAGGUGAUCAGCUGAGUACUAAAAUUGAUGCAGGAGUUAGACAGUGCAAGAUAUUUUUGUCAUGUCUGACUCCUAAGUACAUCAUAUCUCAUCACUGUAACAGAGAACUUAGUCUUGCCGAUCUAUUGAAGAAACCUGUCAUACCAAUCAUGUUUGAGUCAGUAUCUUGGCCGCCACCUGGUGGCAUGUCUCUCAUCUUCUCACAGCUCGUCUAUAUACAGAUGAAAGGAGUGGGAGGCCAUGGAGGAACAGGUAUUCAUGCUGAUUUAAAUGACAAGUACAGGGAAAUAAUACACAAAGUUAUGAUGUUUGCUCAACCAGAUUUAAAUAAAUACUUUGAAAGUGAACAACCAGUUUUAUACAGUCCUGAUGAGGAAGAGGAUACUCAGAGUCGUAACUCACGAGACUCGCACGAACGGUUGUUACAAGAUAUCGCAGAAAGAUUUAGUGCUAGAAAUUUGAAUUUGACUAGGGCAUAUCUUCCUCCAGUCAUACCACAACCAGUGGACAAUGCAUUAGAUAAUGAUCAACGUGUUCAACAACAACAAGUUCAUGUUAGCAAGUGUUCAGUUUGUACUGUUUUGUAAGAUAGGCCUCAUAUUUAUUAAUCUUUAUUAUUUGUUCAGUUUGUACUGUUUUGUAAGAUAGGCCUCAUAUUUAUUGAUCUUUAUUAUUUUGUCCUACAAGUGUUCAGUUUGUACUCUUUUGUAAGAUAGGCCUCAUAUUUAUUAAUCUUUAUUAUUUUUUUCCCACAAAGUGUUUUUGACCGACGGGUAUUUUAUAGUGUUAUUUUAUUUCCUUAGGAUUUAUAAAUAAGUGGAAAUAAAGGUUAAUGAUUAAAAAAGUUUAGAAUGGUCAGUUCAUUUGUAAAAGUCAUUUUAUAUUUUAAUUCUGUUUCUAGUGAAAAGUUUUACACUUUUGUUUUGUACUUGAUUUACAAUUGUUCUUUUUUUUCUAUAUUACUUUAUUUUCUUUUUACUUUGUAACAGUUCAUUAUAAACUUUAUGAUUUUUUCUAUGUAAAAUUUAUACCUAAACACUUGUUAAUCUUUUCUAUCAUGAUAUUAAGAUAUUGUUAACAAUAUCAAUUGUUUUAUAUGUUGAAUAUAUUAUAUUGAACACUUGAAAGUAAAUCUCAAGGUGUUUAGAUAGAACAGCUAACAAUUAUUAAUCAUCAGAUUUUGACUUGAAUGAGCAUCAUAACAGCCCUCACUAGUUGAGCAGGAACUGUUUACAUUUCUGAGUCAACUAAGUUUACCACCAGUUUUAGUUUGGUCGGUAUAUGGAUGCCAUUUAAAAGUCCUUUGUAAAGAAUUAUGUAUUCUAUAUGCUUUUAUCAACUUUACAAAUUUAGUUUACCCCAGAGUGCUUUCAUUUUAUAUAUCCAGUGAACUUAUAAUUCCCCUUAUCAAAAUUAAAAGGACUAUGGGUAAUUCCACUCAUCUUACAUCAAAAUGAAAAAACUUUAAUACAUCAUUGGCUGAAUUUCUUUUGGUUUUGGACGCUUCAAACCAAUCAUAAUAUUUUGGUGUGCACUUUUAAUAUAUUACCCAAAAUGCAUUAGAUUCUAAAAGAGUGAAUUAAGGAUACUUCUGAAACAAGAAGGUCUGCUUCACAUCCUGAUCUUUUUCUUGAUAUUGACUCAGAUAGAUUUAUACUUUGAUUAAAAGGAACAAAUGUUCUAACUCAAUGUGAGUCAGCAAUAAAACCAGUAUUUGUAUGACAGUAGAUAUAUCUUGUCAAUUAAUGGUAUGAGGUGGGCGGGUGUUGUCCUUUUCUGUAGUUAAAAAGUUUCAUUUCCAUGCAAUGAUUUGUCUUUCUAAAAUUGAGAAUGGAAAUGGGGAGUGUGUCAAAGAGACAACAACCUAACCAAAGAGCAGAAAACCGUCAAAGGCCAUCAAUUGGUAAGUAACACUGCUAGAAAAUCCCACACCCUGAGGUGUGCUUCAGCUGGCACAAAAUGUGUACUUGUUCAAUAAAAAUAGAAUUCACAUCAAACUCUAAAACAUAUGAUUGAACUGUCAUAUACUAUUAUACAAGUUGUAUCAGAUUUUAUAGGAAGUAUUCUUUUGUAAUCCUCCCCCAAAUCCAGACCGUCAUUAUAUUCUUUUGAAAUAGAUAGAUCAGUGAUACAUUCAUUGUUCUUACAUUCUGUUCUCUUUCUGUUUUAGAUGUAUUGUUAUAAAUUUAUCCCAAAUGUUUCAUCUCUAAAUAUUAUUAUUUGCUUAUACUGUUUAUACUGUAUUUUCCUGUUAUGUUUAUUUUUCUCUCAUUUUUUAUAUGAAGACUCUUUACAUCAAGCACAAUUACAAUAAAAUAUGUUAUUUUU